AUGCUCCGGCGACUGGACCCGUUCCUGAUGCUGGACGAGUUCCACGUGGCGAUAUCGGGGGGAUUCCCCGACCACUCCCACCACGGGUUUGAAACGAUCACGUACUUGCUUCCGCACUCGCCUGGGAUAAUUCUGCUCGAAUACUUUUGUGGGCACAAGGGCGAGCUGGCGCCGGGGGACCUGCAGUGGUUAUGCCCCGGGCGAGGCAUCGUCCAUGCCGAGAUGCCGGCGAGCCGCGACGCCCCCGCCAUCGGGCUCCAGCUGUGGCUUAACUUGCCUGCUCGGUUGAAGAUGACCGACCCCAAGUACCAAGAGAUCCCCGCGUCGGGCUUGCCACGGGCCAAGGACGGCAACGUGGAACAACCUGUUGAAAUUCUCAAAGUGCUCCAUAAAAUGUCAUUGGCUGACGUAUCGACCAAUCACAUCAUUGUCGGAUGA
Messenger RNA from Aphanomyces invadans, 438 nucleotides. RefSeq lists its product as hypothetical. NCBI's taxonomy places the organism in Eukaryota, Oomycota, Saprolegniomycetes, Saprolegniales, Verrucalvaceae. The transcript has a single exon. Bases 1 to 438 code for a protein of 145 amino acids. The record is from RefSeq and is a predicted model, not a curated record.